This is a messenger RNA of Aureobasidium vineae, 1764 nucleotides long. NCBI's taxonomy places the organism in Eukaryota, Fungi, Ascomycota, Dothideomycetes, Dothideales, Saccotheciaceae. The record is from the annotation of a GenBank genome assembly.
AUGGCAGACACAGCACCAGUCGCAUCGCCUCAAGGCACAAAGCGUACGAGAGACCAGGUCGAGGCCGAGGAUGCGACUCGGCCGAACAAUAAUGCGACCAACGACGACGCCGAUGGUGAGCAUGCGACCCGUCUGUGCUUGUCGUACCAUCUCUAUGUCGCCGCUCUGCCCGCCUCGCCUCGCUACUCGAAAUCAAUGAUGCACCAAGACCAACUAUGCUUCAACACCUUUACCCCUCAUACCGACUUCCUUAUUACCACAUCAAUCGAUGGCGCAUUUGUCAAGGAGUUCAAGGCUCACGAGGGAGAAGUCAAGAGCGUGAGCGUGAGCGCUGAUGGUCGUAGUUUCGCGACUGCAGGUGUCGACGGCUCUGUCAAGAUCUUCGAUGUCAUCACCUUCGAUCUGCUGGCUAUGCUGACCCCCGAUAUUGCUCCCAGAGCCGUGUGCUUCGUACACGGUCGUGGCGAGAACACCUCACCAUUGUACAAGUUGGAGAAGCUUCACAGAGUCUCGGUUUCGCUCUUGUCGUACAACCACCACUACGACUGCGUUGUAUCUGUCGAUGAAGGCGGCAUGAUCGAGUACUGGAGCCCUACUAGCAACUAUGAGAAGCCUGACAAUGUCUUCUCCAUCAAGAGCUCGACCAACUUGUUCGACUUCAAGAAGGCCAAAUCCGUUCCCUCGUCAAUCACCAUGUCUCCUACUGGUCAGCAGUUCGCAACUAUGUCUUUUCCCGAUCGCAAAGUUCGCAUAUUCGACUUUCCCACUGGAAAACUGUACAGAACAUACGACGAGUCACUUGCCACCAUCACCGAAAUGCAGCAGGCUGGAACUGCUGUUGACAAAUUGGACGAUGUCGAAUUCGGACGCAGGCUAGGUGUUGAGCGUGAAAUUGAGCAUCCUGCCGUUCGCGCGCGCAUCAAUGUCAUUUUUGAUGAAACAGCGAAUUUCAUCCUUUAUGGAUCCAUACUAGGCACCAAGGUCAUCAACACUUUGACCAACCGCGUUGUCAAAGUUUACGGUAAGGAGGAGCCUUUCAGAGCCCUAAAUUUGGCCCUCUACCAGGGUCAACCCGAGAAGAAGGGUGUCGUCACCGUACAAAUGGCUGCCAGUGACAACCCGUUGCUUCAACAAGCUGAAGCUCGUGACUCAAUGCUCGUCGCCACAGGAUCAGGGAAAGUACGCUUCUACAUGUUCACAAACGACACAGAUGUCAACAAAUCCGACCGCGAUAUCCACAAUGAAAAGCCACGUACUAUUGCAACCAAGCAACAAGCUGAAGCCGCAAAGGCUCAGACAGGCUCAUCCGCUACUAUCCACACAUCUAUGGGCGACAUUCAGAUACGUCUGUACCCUGAGCACGCCCCGAAGGCAGUGGAGAACUUUACUGUCCACAGCAAGAACGACUACUACAAUAACAUCAUCUUCCAUCGUAUCAUCCGCAAGUUCAUGAUUCAGACUGGUGAUCCGCUGGGCGAUGGUACUGGAGGUGACAGCAUCUGGGGCACCAACUUUGAAGACGAAUUCACGCCUGCCUUGCGUCACGACAAGCCUUACACCGUCAGUAUGGCGAAUGCUGGCAAGAACACUAAUGCCAGUCAGUUCUUCAUCACCACUGAGAAAACGCCGUGGCUAGAUGACAAGCAUACAAUCUUUGGACGAGUAGUCAGAGGUAUGGAUGUGGUACACAGGAUCGAAAACGCAAAAGUGUGGAAGGAGAAGCCAAUGGAGGACAUCAAGAUCAUCAGUAUCUCGGUAAACUAG